Messenger RNA from Brassicogethes aeneus, 5790 nucleotides. NCBI's taxonomy places the organism in Eukaryota, Metazoa, Arthropoda, Insecta, Coleoptera, Nitidulidae. The record is from the annotation of a GenBank genome assembly.
CUUCGACAUUUUGUUUAAGAAUACAAAAUACAAUAUAUUAUAUUUUUUAAAUCUUACCUGCAUUUUUUACAAUAUUAACAAACAAAGUAUUCAAGUAAACAUCGUUUUUGAUUUUGUAUUUUGGGUCCAGGAAAUUUUCCAGGAUCUUUUGAAUCUUGACUUCAUACUUGUUUGCACAAUCCAUAUUAUAUGAGGUAUAAUCCUUAAUUCUUUGAAUUAAUUAUAAAUUAUAAUCAUAAAUUAAUCCAUCACAAUUUACAAACAUAAUUUUUGCUCGCACUUCUUUAUUUUCACUGCAAAAGUGGCAAUGCCCUUGAAUGUUAUUAAUUAUUAUUCAUUAUACGCCGCAACUUUUCAUAACAUUCUUCUUCUUCUUCUUAUUGGAAUUUUUAUUUACCGCAUGUGGAGUGCCUUUAGGAUAAAUUGGUCUGGGGCCCUUUCGGCCCUUUUAACCAGUCACAAGUGGAGACACAAGACACGUAGAACCUCAGAUCAAGAACAUUCACUUAAACAUAACCUUUAAUUUUUUUAUCAUCCGGGAGUUCAAUCUUGCUUAAUAAGGCAUGUAUCGACGUAACUAUAAAAGUUUUACAAUUACAAUUUUAUUUUAUCAAAAUGACUAAUGUUCGCAAUAAAUCACUUAUAUAGUACAAUAAGUCUAGGACGAUAAGAAACCACAAGUUGACUUUUUAAAUCUGACACCCAGCUUUGCCAACCUGACACACAAAUACCAACUUAACAGGUAAAUGUCAAAUCAGCCAUAACCUCAAACAAUGGAAAAAUGGAAACAAUUUUCACUGAUUCUGGGCUGAGUACAAGGGACGCGUUAAAUAAACUCUACGUGGAAAUUGACACGAUUUUACAGCAAUUCAAGUCUUCUCAGAGAACCAGAAAAAAUAAAUCAUGGAUAAAGGAUGCUUUACACCACUCAAGCCAACACACCACAAUAAAUUGGGUUUCUGCUUCGUUUCAAAUCUGGACUAUAGCUAGUUUGGUAUUUUACUAUUUAUUUAACCACUAUUACCACCCGAACUAUGCCGAUUUGGUUAUUUUAUAUCAGGCAUUUUUUAUAUUUAUUUUGUUAUUUAUAAACGUAUCGUUGGAGUUGUAUGACAACAAGUUGAGGCACAAUGAAGUUCCUAACCGCGUUCAGUCAGUAUUGGAUAAGCUGAGUAAAGACAUCCACAAUAUAGAGUGGACUGCCGAGAAUUACCCGAAUUUAUUCACGCCGUUUUCUCCGUGUAUUACUUUACAAUGGACGUACAGGGACAACAAGCUGGUGAAUCUACCGUGGUCUUUACUGGUUAAAGAUGACGUCAUUCUCGUUAGGCCCGGACAGGCCAGCCCUGGCUACUGCGAAGCCCUGGAUAAGAACUCGGAGUACCAACUGUUGCACGCUAAAGAGAUCUACGCGCCAUCUUUACAGAACGCCAACGAAGUGUUCAGCGCGCCGAAAUCAAGGCAACCUUUGGAGAACAAAAAGUACAGACUCCUAGAGACCCCUUACUUGAAUAACUUGAGGGUAUUUCUCGAACAAGCCUUGGACAGACCCAUAACCCAACACAACCAACAUAGACACAUGGUCAUGAUCAAAAUAAUCGAAAGAAUCAUAAUGCCGUCAGCGUUUUUGAUCAUCUUCAUCGUAAACUUAUUGAAGUUCCUGUAUUUCAUGCAUUUGGGCGGGAUAUCAGCGGCUGAAUUGUUUUUAUUACGGCCCAGCAUCGUGGUUUUACCUUUAAUACCGUUGGUAUUUCCGCUGUUCUGGAAUUCCAUGAACUACGCUGGGAUAGCCAGGUUUCAAACGAUUUUUGACGCGACCAGGCGGUUCGAAUCUCAACCCAACUCGCUGGGCGAGGACGGGGAUACCACCCCCAUAGACACUGUAGAUUUAAAAUUUAGCUACAAAGAAAUAUGGCGGAAUUUUUUGGACAUUCUUUCGGGGAAGCCCGAUGUUUUGAACAGAUCUGCCAACAUAAUGCACGUUUUAGGGUCGGUUACAGCUUUGGGGUGUGUGGAUAAAAAGGGUAUAUUGUCCUGGCCCAAUCCGAAUGCCGAAAAAGUGUUUUUUCUUCACAACAAUGACAAUAUUUCACCCUCAUCUAGUAUGGAAAACGUAAACGACAUUUCCCAAGACGCGGAAAACUACCAUUUCCAUUCGGACGCGCCAUCAUCUGCAACCGGGGAAGUACUGGACUUGACUCACAAUCACAACGAACCUUUCAAGUUGCAUUUCGACGACCAAGAGUGGAACAAACAUUUAGCUUCACUUAAACCAUUGGGGCUGGCCAUUCUGCUCAACACCUGCAAUUUUGACACCCAGGAUCACUACACUUCGUUUUGUCAGCACAUCACCUGUGAGGCAAUGUACAACGAGAAUUUGGUUCCGGUUACAAACAGAAGAUGUCUCUGCGAGUUGGCAAAAGAAAUUGGAUUUUCGGAACACGCGCAAAAGAUUUUUGCUUUGGAGCAGCAACUUUCUACGUUCAGACACUUGCAAACAGAGAUGGUAAGAAGGGACAACAAGUACGCGAGGUCCCUGCAACUGUCCACGAAACUAAAGUUCCCAUUUCCACACAUGUUUGCCGUGGUAGUCAAAGAACUGUCAAGUGGUAACAUGCAACUUCUGUCCGAAGGAACGGCCGACAUAAUUCUAGAUUCCUGCGUGGAAUACUGGGAUGGGCGCGAUCUGUGCACCCUAUCGCACAGCGAUCGCAAAAAAAUACAGGAUUUUUAUCAGAGGAGCAGUUUGACCGCCUACUGUACUGCGUUCGCCUACAGACCUCUAGCGAAGUGCAUAAGCGAGAAACUGAGCAACGUCUAUUUGGAACUCCCCAGCGACUCUAGGCACCUCUACACGAACCACAGAAGUCCCACGCCUGCGCACUGGGAAUGUAAGAGUGUUCUGGAGCCCAAAAUUAAAGCCAACUUAACGCAAUUCUACAGCACAGAUUCCCUUUUAUACAACGAUUACCCAACCGGUGACGUCUCGGAUGCCGAGAGCUGCUUUCAGAUGCAAUGUAACCAGAUUUUCAUUGGUAUGGUCACCAUGCAGUAUCAGGCGCUCACGGACAUGGUUCAGCUAAUAGAACAGCUCGAAAGGGCUUGCAUUAGAUUUGUCCACUUUAGCAAGGAGAACGAGUUGAGGUCCAGGGUUUUCAGUGAAAAAAUGGGCCUGGAAAGUGGAUGGAACUGCCACAUUUCUCUAUUGAGUGAAAGAAAUAGACCGUGCGAGGGCGACUGCAGCGCCAAAACCACCGAGCGGAGCGAGGCGACACGACGCUUGUCGCAAAGCGAGCGAGGGAUACCGCAAGCCCAAAGAAACGACGAACGCGCUUGCUUGCUCGAUAGCAAUCUGGAGUCGUCGAGGACGAUGAGCUUUUCCGCGCCGAGCGCCAUCAACAUGGACCACGCGAUAGUCAAGUUCGACACGGAAAUCGAAAAACAAACGAAAAAACAGUCGAACGUCGACGUCGCCAGUCAGGAGAGCGUCCACUACCAAUCGGAAGUCGCGCACGAUUGGCAGUCGUUGAGUUGCUUGACGGACAGCACCGAGCAGAGCGCGCCAAUCAACUUCGACAUGAGCAACAGGGCUAAGCUCCCAAGAGGAAUAGACAAAAUCAGACCGCAUAUUGAACUAAUUGACAACGUACCUCUAUUGGUGUCGCUUUUUACCGAUUGUACCCCAAGUGCAACGCGGGAAAUGUUGAAUAUCAUGCAAGACUACGGAGAAAUUGUUUGCAUUAUAGGUUCUUCGGAAAACUCCGAAAACGGUGGCAUUUUUAUGCAGGCAGAUGCAAGCAUCUCCAUCGAGCCACUAUACCCUCAAGUCUGUCAAAAACGCGAAGUAUUCAAAGCCUCCAACCCAAAAAUACUGUCACCUAUAACUCUCUCUUGCGAGUUAAAUUCCAUAGCCUGCUCCUUAACGUUCAAAAGAGAAGAACCGAUCUCUUUUCACCGCUUGAUCAUGGAGGCGAGGCAUUUCAUAACCACCUUAUGGAGUUCAGUGCAAUUCUGGCUGUGUUGCUGUUUUGUUUUGAGUUUCUUGGAGCUCGUGGCCGCCUUGUGCAUGCUACCUCCCGUUCUGUCCAUCGGCCAAACUUUGUGGUUAUGUUGCAUCGUUAUACCCGUCAUAAGUAUAUCUUUGAUGGUGAAAGAGGUCGACCCGGACGUGAUGAAACAACCGCAGGGGAAAAUACAGAACGUGUCGGGUUGGAACGUGGGCAUUUUUAUCCUGUGGUGCUACGGGACGAAGUUCAUCCCCACCGUCCUGAUGGUUUUGGUUUCCUACGUUGGCAUCCUGUCGAGCCAGUGCGCGGAAUUGUGCUCGAUAAAAAACUGCACUUGUGCCUUUUUCUACAUCCCCACUUUUUACCCAGACGAGAGUGCGAAUGUGGUGGGGUGGCCGCCAGACAGCGCCAACCUCUACACGGCCAGAUUGGUCACUGUGUUCAUCGUGUUGUUGCAUUUCGUUGUUAUAUCUAUAGGAUUCGUCCAUAGGGACUACUCUGUGUUCAGAAAACUUCCAAACACCAACAUAGCCUGGUUGGGGGCUGUAUUUACUCUAACGUUGGUACAAGCUUUUUAUGUUGUUGUACAGUAUAAAAUAACCACACCGCCUCAAGAUGAAGUUAACUACGUCACUCCUACGUGGGUUAUAUUUUUUUCCGCCAUAUCGCCUUUAUGUAUUUUUAUUAUCAAUGAGUUGGUGAAGAGGCAAGAAAUUAAAGUAAACAAAAGGUUCCUGAAGCGUGCAAGAUUAGACUUUGGAACCAAACUGGGGAUGAACUCUCCAUUUUAAAGUGCAAAAAUAUUUUUAUAACAAACUAACCGACUUUUUAAGAAUUUUUAUUUUACAAGACUGGAAUGUUUUAAUAAAGUACUGAAACUGUAAAUAAACUAUACAAAUUUGUGAGGGGAUUCGUUUUCAUUAAAACCCAUUCAGUUUGAUAAUAUAAUUUAUUGAUCACACGUUUGUAAAUAGAGAUUUCUUCGUAUGUCUCGUUAUUCAUAAUAUGCUCUAAAUUCAAUUUCAACAAGCCAAAUAUAUAUAUAUAUAAUUCUUGAUUGCAACUUUCAAUGUUGUUGGGAAGUAGGUGGCUUAAAAGCUAAUGAGUUUUCGGCACAAGAUAUUUUAACUUUUUUGCGGUAGUGAUCUGUUCGAUUUAGUCGUGUUAGUAGUUAAAAUACCUUGUUGGUUAGUUUUUAAGUAUAAUAUGCAUGUCAGUCAAUUUUACUAUUAAUAUCUAAAGAACACAAUGUUUCAAACGAUUUAUUUUCUACUGGUGUUCGGUUUAUUUGUACUGGGGUUAUCUUGAAAUAAAAUUUUGAUAAAAUAAAAAGUGUUAAAAUAAAAAAGAAUUUUCUGCUACAUUAAAAUCAAAUAAAAUCCUUUAAAACAUUAUUAAAAUUAAAAAAUCGCGCAGGAGUCUCAGGGGUUUUCCGGAAGAUCGAGUAUAUCGGAAACGAAACCGGAAAUGUCGGUGUCAACUUCGCGCGCGCGUAUCAAAAACGGAUGCUCCAGCAGCUGGUUGUAGUUCCACCUCUCCUGGUAGCUCUUCUUCAAGCAGUUGACGGUGAAAUCGACAAACUCCUCGCUGAACGAGCCGUCAACCGGCAAUUUUGGCGGCUCGUCCGUCACCACCUGUUGCAGCUGCUCGAAGGGGGUUCCCCACUUUUGGUAGGGGAAACGACCGGUCGAGAGCUCGAUUAAGGAGAUGCCGAAACUCCAAACGUCGGAGCGGAUGUCGUAUUUCGAGGGCUCACCCUGAGGGUCUAUCCGUUCCGGCUGAA